Cetraspora pellucida is the source of this 140-nucleotide messenger RNA. The record is from the annotation of a GenBank genome assembly. Lineage: Eukaryota; Fungi; Glomeromycota; Glomeromycetes; Diversisporales; Gigasporaceae.
AAUCUUUAAUGACCUUAAUUGCAACUGAUUCAUCCAUUCCGAACGACGUUUCAUAUGAUGCUUUAUACACUACAGAAAAUCCACCUCUACCUACUUCUUCUAUGUUUCUAAAGUUAUCAUAUUCUAUCCAUCGGAAAUAG